AAUUCAGGAAGUGCUCGCAGCUACUCAGACAUCUCGGAGCCUUGUCCGAAGCAGGACAAAGGCUGCAGCACCCAGGGAUGAGUGGGCCAUGGCCUGGCCCGUGGGGUGGCCCCCAGGUCAGGAGGCCAUGGCACCGCAUACAGCCAGGGCUGUCACUCGGGGAAGCCCGGGCCCCUCCGAGUCCAGGGAGUCUUGAGCUCACAUCUUUCGGGACAGCUCUUCUUCCAGAAGCUGCCGGUGGAGUUGACCACGGCUCUUGGGAUCCUGGCCAGAGGCUUAGAAAACAGUAACAGAGAGCAGCUGAGGUCUGAUGGCGCAAUGCGGAGUGCCCACUGGCCUGGUGGGGCCGUGACCCAGGGCCUCAGACCGGCAUCUGCUAGGAGCCCACAAGGAGUGUGGCUGGAAGAGCGGGGCGCCUGCUACCCCCCAGAGCCCCCUGUUUUGGGUGGGGAGCUGAGGCUCUAAGACUUGGCGCCGGUUGCUCAGCAGGUCAGCUGCCACGCAGGGCCAUGGAAACAGCAGUGAUUGGCGUGGUGGCCGUGCUGUUUGUGGUCACCGUAGCCAUCACCUGCCUCCUCUGCUGCUUCAGCUGUGACUCGAGGACCCAGGAUCCUCAGGGGGGCCCUGGCCGCAGCUUCACAGUGGCCACGUUUCGCCAGGAGGCUUCUCUCUUCACGGGGCCGGGUCACCAUGCCCAGCCGGCGGCGGCGGGUGCCCGGGACUUCUGGACCUUCAUGUGAAGCCUCACAGUCCGCAGGAUUUGUUCUGCUGGUGGGUCAGACCCACUCACCCCCCAGUAAGCCUUCCCUGGUGUCCCACUCCUCCAAGUCUGCUUUGGGCGAACUCCGCGUCCCAGCCCAGCCCAGCUUGCUGUGCCCGCCAGCCUGGGAGAUCCGCAGGGCUGGGACCAGGUGGAAUUCAGCUCCGAGCCCUGAGAGUUCAGCUGGACCCUGCCCACAGGCUGGGGCCUAGGAGAGGCCUGAAGAGUGAGUGACUGACUGGGCACUGUCGGAUGGCACGGAGACCAGCUCUUCUGAUUUACCGGGGACUGCAAUAUCACCGGAGCUGACUGGGAACAGAGGGCUAGUUCACUCAGGUUACCCCAGCGUGCCCGAACAACUGGUUCUAUUGCCACCAGAAGAAACAGCGCCCUCGAGUGGACAUUUUUACAUUUUUAUCUGCCCCUCUGAUGGGUUCGGUUCCUUGCAAGGGCACAUAGCACAGAAUCCAACCCUGAGACCUGUCCCCUACCGGUUGCCUGAAAUCAGACCUGCAAUUCUGCAACCAAAGGGCUGCUUCCUUGGGAACAAGCCAUUUAUUUUAUAAUUGAAAAUGUAUAUCCUUAUAUAGGUCUCUCAAGAACCAGGGCUGAAAACUACAAAAGGAAACAGAAGAGAAAAAAAAAAUAGUCACAGAAAGUACAAGCUGUUUGAUUAACGGGAAAGCCAAGAAAGAAGACUUUGAAACAUAUUUUGAGUGAGACUUUAUUACUAUAUUCUUAUAGGUCACUUCUGUUCUUAGAGAAUGUGAGUGAUUUGCGUCACUUGGGAAUGAUAGAAAAAUCAUGAACUGAAAGAUGAUUCCAAAUAAGUUAAAAUGUUAUGUUACAUCGAGAGCAUGUAACAAAGCUCUUGUUUUUGUCACAAAUAAAGAGAUGCUCAGUUUUUAUUAAUAGAAAA
Molecule: messenger RNA, 1679 nt
Organism: Leptonychotes weddellii (Weddell seal)
Lineage: Eukaryota; Metazoa; Chordata; Mammalia; Carnivora; Phocidae
Gene: SPAAR
Product: small regulatory polypeptide of amino acid response
Source: RefSeq, a predicted model, not a curated record